Messenger RNA from Apaloderma vittatum (bar-tailed trogon), 747 nucleotides. It is a transcript of the gene DPH5, whose product is annotated as diphthamide biosynthesis 5. Gene Ontology annotation, molecular function: diphthine synthase activity. Gene Ontology annotation, biological process: protein histidyl modification to diphthamide. Lineage: Eukaryota; Metazoa; Chordata; Aves; Trogoniformes; Trogonidae. The record is from RefSeq and is a predicted model, not a curated record. The transcript has 6 exons. The annotation marks the transcript as partial.
GAAGAGUUUUAUGGAAAAGAACUGAUUUUGGCUGACCGAGAAGCAGUGGAACAAGAAGCAGAUAGCAUUUUAAAAGAAGCUGAUGUUUGUGAUGUUGCAUUUCUUGUAGUUGGUGAUCCUUUUGGGGCCACAACACACAGUGAUUUAGUACUACGUGCAGUAAAAUUGGGGAUUCCAUACACAGUCAUUCAUAAUGCUUCAAUAAUGAAUGCAGUGGGCUGCUGUGGUUUACAGUUGUACAAUUUUGGAGAAACCAUUUCUAUAGUUUUCUGGACAGAUACAUGGAAGCCAGAGAGCUUUUUUGACAAGAUCAGGAGGAACCAUCAGAAUGGAAUGCACACACUGUGCUUACUUGAUAUUAAAGUGAAGGAGCAGUCUCUGGAGAAUCUAAUGAAAGGAAAAAAGAUAUAUGAGCCACCACGCUACAUGAGCGUGAAUCAAGCUGCAGAACAACUUCUUGCCAUUAUUCAAAACAGGAGGCUCCAAGGAGAAGAAUCAGGAAUUACUGAAAAUACCAUUUGUGUUGGCCUUGCCCGUGUGGGUGCUCCGGAUCAGAAGAUUGCCUCAGGCACACUCUACCAGAUGUCCACAGUGGAAUUAGGUGGUCCCCUACAUUCCUUGAUUGUUACAGGCACUAUGCACCCUCUGGAAUUAGAAAUGCUUAAGCUUUUUUCUGUAGAUAGUUCCAGUUUUGAAAAUAAUGCAUUUCAGAGGACCACUUAAAUAAAAUAAGGCAUUUAAACUUUU